CUCUCUUUCUCUUUCAAAUCGACAUUUCUCAUUCGAAAGAGUCACAUAGUUUCCGGCAUUUUUUCUUCAUGAUCGGAUCUACAAAUCGACGCACGUCGCGAACGGGGUACAUCGGUUCGAACGUCGCACAGUAAAUUAUUUUUUGCUUCGUUAUCUCGUCAUUUUUCUCCCUCUCCCUCUCUUUCUCUCUAUUUCUCUUUCUCUCUCUCUCUCUCUCUUUUUCUCUGUCUGGUGGUAGUCGCGAUACCACAAUCCCUAAAAUAUUUAUGCGCAUAGAUAUCGCUAUCACGUGCGUCGGAUCGUACGCUCAAUACGAGAGAACAUAUAGAAUCGAUAAUAUCACGUUCGUUCGAACGUCUAGCAACGUGACGUGUCGAGCUCGAAAAUAACAUAAAUAGGAUGUGUACCAACAAAUUCAGUGUUCUUUCAAAGUCAGAAGGAACGUAAGAUUCUUAGAAGUAUCUCCUCGAUUGUUGUUGACUAUUAUUACGUUCAAAUACGAUCAGAGAUAUAGAAAAAAGAAAAAAAGAAAAGAAACGUACCAAAACAAAACAAACGAAAGAAGAUAUAAACAACAUUCAGUGCCUAUGAGAGUGAGUCAUAAGUUCGAGAGAUAAUAGUGAGAGAAGAAUUUUGGUGUCAGUGUGAAAAUUGAGUUCAGUAAGAAUCCAUCGGUUCGUGUGUGCGGAAUAGUAUGUGUAGUGUUUUCGUCAAUCAUUUCUUUUCCUAUUGCUUUUAAUUAAGUCGUUAUCUUUAACGUGGCUAGGAUCGUGAAUUCCGUCGUCGAUCCGCUCGGCGGAACGGACGCGAAUCGUCGAGCGAUAAAUGAAUGUUGUUACUCCGGCUAGUCGUGAUCGUGACGGUGAAGAAGAAGAAGAAGAAGAAGAAGAAGAAGAAGAAGAAGAAGAAGAAGAAGAAGAAGAGGAAGAAGAAAAAGAAGAAGUAGGAGAAGAAGAAAAAGAAAAAGUCAAGGCACGUUAGCAUCACUCGAUUUAAAUUCAUAAAUGUGCGAGAGGAGGAGCCCACAAUGGUGGCUCGAGUCCCGCAACAAGUUCUACUGCUACUCGUACUCGGAACAUUGCGAAGGGCAAACGACGACGAUGAGGACGAAGACGAAGACGGCGACAUGUAAGUUGCCGGAGCAUCCGCAGAGUCGACGCAGGAAAGAAAAGAUUCCAGUUUUUACAUUAACGAACGAAGUAGAUCUGCAAGUAGAUCCUCACGUUCCAUCUUACCAUCAUCUUCAUCGAUGUCCUCGUCUUCAAUGUCGAUUUUGUCAUCUUCCGAAAGAACUCUCCAAAGAAUUUUUAAAACGACACCCUGGAGCAACGUCGAUAGCACACAAACAUUCGGAUUGGCUCAUGGAUCCUCGAGGAUGAUGUCAGAGGAAAACUCGGAAAAGACGCAAACGACAAUCCGAAAUUACCUUUCAAACGAGUCGAACUCUUUCUCAUCCUUGAGAAAUCGUCUCGAGUAUCCUGUCAUCGAACCAUCCGAAAAUUUCGACGUUUCUAGAAUAUCGACAAAAGGAACGUCAAAAAUUUCAAGAAACAUACCAAUCUCUUCUACAAUCACAGAGAUAAUCCCAACUACGGAGACUCGAGGAAUAUCAACAGAAAUAUUCUCCAAAACGACAAGCACGUCGAUGUUAUUAUCAUCGUCAAGGGACGACAUAUUUCGACGUCGUCAAAUGAGACACGCCGCAGACAAAUGUGAGAAAUUUCUACUCGGCGACGAAGCUAAGAGAGAAUUUUACAGUCCGAAUUAUCCGAAUCCUUAUCCGAAUCAUACGGAAUGUGUCAGAGUUCUCGAAGCUGACGAGGGUAUGUUGCUGAAGCUGGACUUUCGGGACGAAUUCAAGCUCGAGGAUAGUCCCGAAUGUCGUUUCGAUUCUCUUGAGGUCCGUGACGGCAAGCACGGAUAUUCGAACCUCCUAGGAAAGUUCUGCGGCUCGAAUUUCCCGCCUGAGAUCUCUUCGAAGACAAGAUACCUCUGGCUACGUUUCCACAGCGACGAGAAUAUCGAGGGCAAGGGAUUCAAGGCCGUCUGGAGUAUGAUACCCAGACCAACUUAUCCCGGAGUUCCACCAGAGAUAGAACCAUGCAUAGUUAACGUGACUGGUGACGAAGCUAUUAUCAGCCAUAAUGACGUAGAGGACAAGAAAAAAGUAGCCGAGAAGGAGGGUAUACCUUUGGACUGCAUGUGGGUGAUAAGAGUUAAGGAAGGAUGGAAGAUACAACUGGCAUUCCCGGACUCGAGUCAUUUCAAAUUGCAGAGGCCAAACGAGUGCGAAGCUAAUUUCCUCGACGUUUUCGAAGAGAAAACGGAUCUCCGUUCACGAUUGAAAAAUUUUUGCGGUAGCAUCGCCGAUACAGUCAUAGUGAAAUCGAACUUAGCAUAUGUCCGUUAUUACGCUGAGCCUAAAGCUCUGAACAGCACCUUUGAAGGCGUGAUGACUGCUAUCAGAGACAAAGAAGCUGGCGAGACAACAUGCAGAAGCGGAGAGUACGACUGCGAGGACGCGACCUGCAUCGCCUCUAGAUUACAGUGCAACGGAAGGAUCAACUGCCGCUUUCGGUGGGACGAAGAUGAGUCGACAUGCGACCAAAAGAAAUCGAGUAUCAUCGACUCUCAGCACAUCGUCAUUAUUCUUGUUGUUUUCUCCCUCAUCGUCUUUGGCAUGAGCUUCGCGUUCUUCUUCAAUUGUGUGCGGAAGCUUAUUCGUGAUCAUCGAAUCAUUCAGGAACACAUAAGACAGUCUAGAGAAAAUCGAUUGGAUGAACUAGGUCGUAAAUCUACACCGAGGCCUCUCUCAACUUCGAGAACGGACAUCAGAGAUCGGAGUAGCGAGUCAUCUAGCUUGGAAGUGGUACCGAGCAAAGAACUUUUACCACCGAGUACAGUGAUAGCAGAAGAGUAUACGGUAGCUUAUAACAACAAAAUCACUUACAACGGACGAGACAUGAACGACAUACAUCAGAGUAACAAUGUAAGCAACGCGACUCAAGAACGAUUGCAGGAGUCAAACGAUGAGCCAGAAAUGCGAGAUAAUUCGUGUCAGACUAGGGAGAGUCUAUUCGAACCACGAUUAUCGGACACCGUGGUACCACCGGCGUUCACGACUUUUGGAUUUCGGAAUUCGCAAAAUGGGACCAAUUAUCAUCGUCAUCAUCAUCAUCAUCAUCACCAUCACCCGCAAAGUCCGCAAAAGUCACAUCCAAGUCCAUCGCUCUCGCAUCAAAGCUCUCAACAGUCUUCUCAACAGAGCUCGCAUCAGCAGAAUAGUUCUCAGUGUUCAGGUUGUAGUCCAGCAUCUAGAGGACGAGACGGUAGUAUGGGUGUCUGUCCAAAGCACAAUCCAAUUCCAGCACCGCCAGGUUGGUCGACCCACGAGUUGAGUUAUCCUCCUCAACACCAGUCCGGGCAAUAUCAAGAAGUUACGGACUAUCCUUCCUAUCAGAGAUUCCAAAGUCCAAAACCUGGCGGAGAAGGUGGUACUUAUCAUCAGUCGCCUAAGUUUAUCAGACAGAAUACCGUAGGUUCCGGUGAAAGAUAUGGUAGUUCGGUCUACGGUUCUGGUCAAAGUUCCACACAGAUUUCUGGUCAUGGUUCUAGCAACACAACGUCGAGUACUCAACACUCGACAUCGUCCAAGUCCCAGCAACAACAGCAACAACAACAACAACAACAACAACAGCAGGUUCCUAGUGAUCCUAGGUAUAAAGCCGAAGCUAUUAUUGAGAUCGAUCAAAGAAGACCAUUCAGCAUAGAAAGCACAAAAUCAGCCCCAGACGUUAUAGCGACGCACUGACGCCGGGGCUAUGGGGAUUGGGAACCUUACAGGAGACGCCAUCCCCGUAAAAACAUAGACGACACUCAACAAAUUCAACAAGAAACACAUAACGAGCGAGUUAAAGUAACUGUGGCUACUCAAAGUUCGUUGGACGAUGACACGUCGACCAACUCUACGAUGGAACAUACAUCGUCCUCCUGAUCCGUGCAUCAAAACGUCGUAGUCGAUCCACCUGACUCUUUUAUCGACGAUAAGAACACCUCGAAUAAACCGUCUCUUAGCAUUUUACCAAUCGAACAAAAAACGUCGCUAUUCAAUGAACUCGCUGUAACGCGAUUAUCUCAGAGAUUGGACGAUUUACCGAUCCUAAAACCACCUGGUAACUUCGGAACGCCUGUCUUCAAAUGCAAAACGCCUUCCUUAUCUUGGCAGCACUGUGGCUGCCCUUCUCAUUCUCAUUUACCACCUCGAAGAUCGACGAUCACCUGGAGUGCCUUGAAACGUUGCGGACAGGACGCCUUCUAUCGCACUUGGCCUAAUAGAUCCGCUAAAAGGCUACUGCGGCCUCAAAAGAGGACCGUCGGUACUCAGAGUUCCUUCGACGGCGUUAGGUCAUCGCUUGGGACACUUCGUUGCGUGUCCAGAUCGAUCGAUAUGACGGCGACUACGAUGGAUCAGGAGAUCGGGGUAUCUAUACCUUUCUAACGAUGGAUUUACGUGUUCUACUCUUCCUCCUAUCGAUUAUUUCUUAAUUUUACUUUUUUUUCUUUUCUUUUUAACUAAUCCUUAUUUCUCUCUCUCUCUCUCUCUCUCUCUCUCUCUCUCUCUCUCUCUCUCUCCCUCUCUCUUUCUCUCCCUCUCUCUUUCUUUUUCAUUGAAUCUUAACAAGUAUGAAAUGAAAAAUUUGUCGCGUCGUGAUUCUCAGGAAGGGUGGACGAACGAUCCAAUCUGAUAAUAAACUCUCGAAGCAUUUUUAAGAACAAUUGUCUAAAAAGGCCGUAAAAAUAACAGAAAAAGAGAAAGAUUCGCUCUUUUAUUCCUAUCGCCGAGAAAACAUCUUCGACAUUCACGUGAAAAAUCAAACGAUAUAAAGAUCAUAUCCGUGAGUUCUAAUUGGCAGUAAUUUUCUAACUGUCGUAAUAAUAAAAGAGUAUGUAAUCAUUAAGAAUCACUGCCUUCGAUUCCUAGAAAAAAUAUCAGGACAUCUUUUUCGCGAGCAUUAAUCAAGGAUAAUGAAAAUAGUAGAGGACGGCCUAAAUCGUAUUUGGAAUUCUUUCGUCGCGUAACAUAUCGAGAGUUAUGAGAAUUAUUAAUCGUUUCUCGACGAAUUGUCGAGCACCGUAAUUGCCUAAAGUUCGAAGGGAAAAUUAAUAUUAUAAUAAUAAUUAUAAUAAUUAUAAUAAAUAAUAAUAAUAAUAAUAAUAAUAAUAAUAAUAAUAAUAAUAAUAAUAAUAAUAGUAAUA
This is a messenger RNA of Vespula pensylvanica (western yellowjacket), 5256 nucleotides long. RefSeq lists its product as uncharacterized. Gene Ontology annotation, molecular function: protein binding. Lineage: Eukaryota; Metazoa; Arthropoda; Insecta; Hymenoptera; Vespidae. The transcript is spliced from 10 exons. The record is from RefSeq and is a predicted model, not a curated record. Bases 1250 to 3811 code for a protein of 853 amino acids.